Messenger RNA from Acomys russatus (golden spiny mouse), 1210 nucleotides. It is a transcript of the gene Hspb8, whose product is annotated as heat shock protein family B (small) member 8. Gene Ontology annotation, biological process: cellular response to unfolded protein. NCBI's taxonomy places the organism in Eukaryota, Metazoa, Chordata, Mammalia, Rodentia, Muridae. The transcript is spliced from 3 exons. The coding region runs from base 470 to 1060 and encodes 196 amino acids. Gene Ontology annotation, cellular component: cytoplasm; protein folding chaperone complex; nucleus. Gene Ontology annotation, molecular function: protein homodimerization activity. The record is from RefSeq and is a predicted model, not a curated record.
UCAGGGGCUGGUUCAUCACCUUUGAAUACUCCUGUGACAGGAGGCGCUUGCAAAACCCGCCCCCAGCCCCCAGCAGCAAAUAAAUAGAAGGCUUCCAGCCCAGAAGCCAGGAGAAGUUUCUAGGCGCGCGUCCCUGAGGUUUAUUAAACUCCUGGCUGUGCUCAAGACUUCAGCAGGCUUUGGCUGGGAGCCUGUACAGGCUGGGAGGACAGUGGCUGGCUGACAGCCUGGUACGGUGGGACAGAGAGAGAGAGAGAGAGGCCCUCUGCGAUUCUCCUGGGCCCGCUUAGAGGGAGUCACCUUUGUGAGCCAGGACCCCAGCUCCAUGGUUGGGCUUGUGGCUAAGAGAAGAUCAUCAUUUUCUGAAGUGGAGGACUAAACUCUGAAAACCACCUCAAGCCACAUCACCUUUGGGUAGGUGGCUCUGUCUCUCUGAGCCUCUGUUUCCCCUCUAAGCUCAGCGGACACCAUGGCUGAUGGGCAAUUGCCGUUCCCGUGCCCCUACCCAAGCCGCUUGCGCCGGGACCCCUUCCGGGACUCACCGCUCUCUUCCCGCCUGCUGGACGAUGGCUUUGGCAUGGACCCCUUCCCAGAUGACUUGACAGCCCCUUGGCCUGAGUGGGCUUUGCCUCGGCUCUCCUCUGCCUGGCCCGGAACCCUGAGGUCCGGCAUGGUGCCCCGAGGGCCUACAGCCACAGCCAGGUUUGGCGUGCCUCCUGAGGGCAGGAACCCCCCACCCUUCCCUGGGGAGCCCUGGAAAGUGUGUGUCAACGUGCACAGCUUCAAGCCGGAAGAGCUGAUGGUAAAGACCAAGGAUGGAUACGUGGAAGUGUCAGGCAAGCACGAAGAGAAGCAGCAGGAAGGCGGUAUUGUCUCCAAGAACUUCACCAAGAAAAUACAGCUUCCUGCGGAAGUGGAUCCGGUGACGGUGUUUGCCUCUCUUUCCCCAGAGGGUCUACUGAUCAUCGAGGCUCCCCAAGUCCCUCCUUACUCACCCUUUGGAGAGAGCAGCUUCAGCAACGAGCUUCCUCAAGACAACCAGGAAGUCACCUGCUCCUAAGACUUCAGCCUUGGUCCUUCUUUGUUCCUGUCUCCCCAGUCCCAGGGAUUCUCUGAUUUGAGGGCACACUACUUUAGCAGCACUCAGAUUUAAGGCGGCUCGACGUUGAGGGAUGGGAGGGAGAACGGAGCGACCACAGAGUCUCUGGAU